AUGGAAUCCAUUUAUCGAUUGUUCUUUCUACAAAUUCUAUUCCUUGUGUUUCAAACUUACAUCGUCGUCGCACAGAGUGAAUUCUGCCCAAAUGGAUGGAAGUUUUCGCCGGCCACCGAGCAUUGCUACUAUUUGCAGAAUUUCACUGUCACCAACGAGGGUUUCUGGGAACUCUAUGACUUUGCAACAGCUGAAGCAAAAUGUCGGCAAAUGGGUGCCCAUCUAGUCUCCAUCCAUUCUUGUUGGGAGGAAACGUUUAUCCGCGAAUUAAUUGCUUCUGCGGUCAAGAACGAAGAAUGGGCUGUAAAGGAUUCGGAUCAGUGCGGGCCCCAGCCCUCAAAUCCGUGUGAUGCUCAGCCAGUCUUCACUGGUUACUUUGGAUUGGGUGGGAUCGGCGUGGGAACCUGGACAGAUGGAUCUCCAUUUGAUUAUUUCAAUGAUGAGCCGGACAAAACCCCUAAAGUCUGGGCGAUCGAGAACGACAAAUCGUGUUGGCCACCAGAAGGAGGCAAACGUUUGCUUCGAGAA
Molecule: messenger RNA, 528 nt
Organism: Mesorhabditis belari
Lineage: Eukaryota; Metazoa; Nematoda; Chromadorea; Rhabditida; Rhabditidae
Source: the annotation of a GenBank genome assembly